Molecule: messenger RNA, 567 nt
Organism: Exophiala bonariae
Lineage: Eukaryota; Fungi; Ascomycota; Eurotiomycetes; Chaetothyriales; Herpotrichiellaceae
Exons: 1
Coding region: 1-567 (188 amino acids)
Source: RefSeq, a predicted model, not a curated record
AUGUUCAACCUCACAACAUUGAUCAGCAAGAUGUUUGCUCGCGCAUGCACCAGACAGCCCAACCGACACAUCAAGGCUCGACAAGACAAAGAGCAGCACAACGAGCCACGAAAAAUGAACGCCAUGCAUGCCAUGAACAAAUUGAUGCUCACGCAAGCACGACUCCUCAACUUGAGACACUCAGGCCGGUACGAAGACUGGCUAGGGGGUGGACGGGUCUGGAAGCUCGAACAAGAACUCAUCUUUGUGGACCUCGCCUUCGACAACUGCCUUCACGUCCUCCAACAAUCGCUCAGACUUGAACAUCCAUGCCUGGAAGAAAUGGUAGCGGUAUGCAACGACUUACCGGACGAGAUUUCGGUGGUGCUUGAACUUCUCGAAGAAGCUGAUCAGAUCGGAAAACAGCUGUCGGAUAAAGUUAUUCUGCGGGUCUCGCAGGCGGUGGUGGAACUCGAGCAUGUGAGUGGAGUGAUGAGAGAUACGCGCGAUACUCUCAGCAAGGUACAAGAACAGCGACAAAGAGAGAAACGGGAGGUUUCAUUGGAUGAUAAGGUAUGGUGGAUAUAG